AAUGGAUUAGAAUAAAUAAUUGAUAAAAAAUGAACUAUUGAAUUUGAGUUUUUCAGAAGAAUAAAUUGCUUAAGUAUUACCAAGUGCUGAUAGCUUAGAAUAAGCUGUAGAAUUACUAUUAGCAUUAUAAGAAGGGUAAUAAACAUAAAAAUAAAAUAUUGGAUUAUUUACAAAUAUUGAUGCUAUUCCAUUUGAUAUUAAUUUUGAUAACAUAAAACCACCAGGAGAAUAAUUUGAUAAGAGAUAUAAAAUGGUAUGUGUUGUUAGAAUGGAUUUAAAAAUGGGAAUUGGUAAAAUAGCAGCAUAAACAGGACAUGCAGGUAUAUUUUUAAAUAUUAAAAUGAAUAGUAUUAGGAGCAUAUAAAUAAUUAUUAAAUAACAAAUAUGAUUUAUUAUAAAAAUGGGAAGGAAGUGGUUAAGCAAAAGUAGUAGUGAAAUGUGACAGUCAAUAAGAAUUACAUAAUAUAGAAGCAAAAGCAAGAUAGAAUGGAUUAAUUACAUAUAUAGUAACAGAUGCAGGUAGAACAUAAGUAAGAAUGAAUUCGCGAGUCUUAGGUUGAGCCUGGAAGCCAAACGGUAUGUGCAAUUGGACCUGCUGAUUGUGAUCUAAUUGAUUAAGUGACUGGUCAUUUGAAAUUAUUAUGA
Paramecium primaurelia is the source of this 645-nucleotide messenger RNA. The record is from the annotation of a GenBank genome assembly. NCBI's taxonomy places the organism in Eukaryota, Ciliophora, Oligohymenophorea, Peniculida, Parameciidae.